ACGUGAGUCCUCUGCCAGGGCUCGGCUGUGGGUAAGGCGACACUUCCUGCCCUCUGGGGCCGGGGUGACAGAGGCGAGCUGCUGAGUGUGCACAUCUUCGGAGAGUACACACAUGCCCCACGCUCCAGGGGCUCCCGUCUCAGGCCGCCCCCAUGGAGCUCCCCCUGGCCCAGAUACCCGCCCAAGGAAGUUGCGAAGCCCCUGCCGCCACCUUCAGCACCUUCCAGCCCGUGGGAUUGCCCCGCAGAAGCUGCCAGGGCCUGAGCCUGCCUCAGGGGCCCCGGCUCCAGCUCCAGGCACCGAAGGCUGUGGAGGCCCAGGCCAGCCCCAGGGUCCCCGCUGUCCCGGCCGCGGCUUGUGCUCAAGCCCCAGGGCCUGCCUCCAGCCCGGAAGAUGCAGAGAAGGCCGAAGCGGCGUCUGAGGAAGGCGGCCAGUCCCUGCGGGCCGAGACCCGGGCGUGGUUCCAGCGGACCCAGGCCCACUGGCUCCUGCAGCAAGGGGCGGCCCCCGCCUGGUUCCAUGGCUUCAUCACCCGGAGGGAGGCCGAGAGGCUGCUGGAGCCCAAGCCUGAAGGGUGCUACUUGGUGCGGUUCAGCGAGAGCGCUGUGACCUUUGUGCUGACUUACAGGAGCCGGGCUCGCUGCCGCCACUUCCUGCUGACCCAGCUCGGGGACGGGCGCCACGUGGUGCUGGGCGAGGACAGCGCCCACGCACGGUUGCAGGACCUGCUUCAACACUACACUGCAUGUCCGCUCAGCCCCUACGGGGAGACGCUCAGCGAACCCCUGGCCCGCCAGCAGACUCCUGAGCCUACAGGACUUUCCCUAAGCCGUGAAAUGUCAGACUCCGGAGACAAAAGCCUGGAGAUAUCAGACUCUGAGAAAAAAACCCACCCUCAGUAUAGCCCGAUCCUCAAAAAGUUGCCAAACGCAGACGCCACGCAGAGGGAAGGCGCCGCGGAGCCGCCGGAGCCUAAGGAGCCCACCCCACCGCGGCCUGGCCUUCUCUCCCAGUCUCCCCAGCCCCCCAGGUCCAAGCCUCCCGUGCCCGCCAAGCCUCAGCUGCCCCCCGUAGUCUACACAAACCCGGCUUCGCGGCCCCGCCCGGCCCCGCCCCCCAAGCCCUCCAACCCCAUCUACCACGAGCCCGACGAACCCAUCGCUUUCUACGCCAUGGGCCGGGGGAGCCCCGGGGAGCCCCCCAGCAACGUCUACGCGGAGGUGGAAAUGCAGCUGCCGCCAGCGGCUGGGGGCCCGCCCUGCGCCCUCGGGCACCCGGCCCUGCGGAAGUGCCUGUCCAGGCCUGGCCCCCAAAGCCAGAACCCAGCUGGCCAGCAGCUGCAUUCUGAUAACUCCGUGACCGGUCAAGGCCCUUCUGUGCCCCACCAGCCCCUGCCCUGCUGGGGGCACACCCUCCCCCACAAGCUUUCUAGACAGAGGACAGAGGACAGAGGACAGGCGUGGCUCUCCCUGGGGCCCCCUCGGUAGCCCGGAAAUGUCAGAGAUCUCCUCGGAUGGGAAGCCUGGCGACUUUCCAGAGUUCCACUGCAUGGGGGCCUGGGUUCCGGUUCCCUCCCCCAC
Messenger RNA from Suricata suricatta (meerkat), 1580 nucleotides. It is a transcript of the gene SH2D2A, whose product is annotated as SH2 domain containing 2A. The record is from RefSeq and is a predicted model, not a curated record. The coding region runs from base 153 to 1487 and encodes 444 amino acids. NCBI's taxonomy places the organism in Eukaryota, Metazoa, Chordata, Mammalia, Carnivora, Herpestidae. The transcript is spliced from 9 exons. Gene Ontology annotation, cellular component: cytoplasm.